Messenger RNA from Carassius carassius (crucian carp), 2647 nucleotides. RefSeq names its product zinc finger protein 883-like. The transcript is spliced from 5 exons. The coding region runs from base 191 to 2383 and encodes 730 amino acids. Gene Ontology annotation, biological process: regulation of transcription by RNA polymerase II. Gene Ontology annotation, cellular component: nucleus. NCBI's taxonomy places the organism in Eukaryota, Metazoa, Chordata, Actinopteri, Cypriniformes, Cyprinidae. The record is from RefSeq and is a predicted model, not a curated record. Gene Ontology annotation, molecular function: DNA-binding transcription activator activity, RNA polymerase II-specific; RNA polymerase II cis-regulatory region sequence-specific DNA binding.
CUGGAUUCAGUGAGAGCUGAGGAACAAAUCACUUUCAGCAGAAACCGUGAACUAAGAGUCAUUAAAGCUUUCUGACGCAGCUGCAGCGAUCUUCUGAGGAGAGGGGAGCAGUUCACGUCGUGACUAAGUUUUGAAUCAAGCAGGAAUAUCUGGAGGAGUAUCAUCUGAACUGAGAUCUGCUGCUGUGAAGAUGAUGUUUAUUAAAGAAGAGAGUGAAGAGAACACGAGUGAACCAGAAACCUGCAGAAUAAAACACGAGGAGCCAGAAACCUGGAGAAUAAAACACGAGGAACCAGAAACAUGGAGAAUAAAACACGAGGAACCAGAAACAUGGAGAAUAAAUCACGUGGAGCCAGAAACCUGGAGAAUAAAACACGAGGAACCAGAAACACUGAGAAUAAAACACGAGGAACCAGAAACCUGGAGAAUAAAUCACGAGGAACCAGAGACCUGGAGAAUGAAAGACGGGGAACCAGAAACCUGGAGAAUAAAACACGAGGAACCAGAAACAUGGAGAAUAAAACACGAGGAACCAGAAACAUGGAGAAUAAAACACGAGGAACCAGAAACCUGGAGAAUAAAACACGAGGAACCAGAAACAUGGAGAAUAAAACACGAGGAACCAGAAACCUGGAGAAUAAAUCACAAGGAACCAGAAACACUGAGAAUAAAACACGAGGAACCAGAAACCUGGAGAAUAAAACACGUGGAGCCAGAAACCUGGAGAAUAAAACAUGAGGAACCAGAAACCUGGAGAAUGAAAGACGGGGAACCAAAAACAUGGAUAAUAAAUCACAUGGAGCCAGAAACAUGGAGAAUGAAAGACGAGGAACCAGAAACCUGGAGAAUAAAACACAAGGAACAAGGAGAGUUUAUUGAAGAAAGUGAGGAGCACGAAGAAUUGAGUAAAGAUGAGGAGAAACAUCAUGUCAAAACUGGAGAAAAACCUUUGAGUUGCUCUCAAACCAAACAGAAAGAUUUAAAGAAAAUAAGAGCCAAGACAUCUUUCACCUGCACUCAGUGUGGAAAGAGUUUGAGAAGAAAAAAUAGGCUUGAAGUUCACAUGAGAAUUCACACUGGAGAGAAACCUUAUAAGUGUUCACACUGUGACAAGAGAUUCAGGGAUCCAUCAAGACUGAAAACACAUGAGAAGAUCCACACUGGAGAGAAACCGUACAAUUGUGAUCAGUGCGGGAAGAGUUUUGCACGAAAAGAAAUCUUUAUGACACAUAUGAAAAUUCAUACAGGAGAGAAACUGUACACAUGUAAUCAAUGUGGAAAGAGUUUGAAAUCUAAACAUAGUCUUGAGCGUCACAUGAGCAUUCAUACUGGAGAGAAACCAUACCAUUGUGAUCAUUGCGGGAAGAAUUUUGCAUGGAAAGAAAUCCUUAUAAAACAUAUGAGAAUUCAUACAAGAGAGAAACUGUACACAUGUAAUCAAUGUGGGAAGAGUUUGAAAUGCAAAUAUAGUCUUGAGCUUCACAUGAGAGUUCAUACUGGUGAGAAACUGUACACUUGUGAUCAGUGCGGGAAGAGUUUCACACAAUCAGUACACCUUAAGAGACACAUGAACAUCCACCCUGGAGAGAAACUGUACUCAUGUGAUCAAUGUAGCAAAAGAUUUUUAAGAGCUUCAGACUUGAAGCAGCACCUGAAAGUUCAUACAAAGGAGAAGCCACAUUCAUGUAGUUUGUGUGGAAAGAGUUUUUCACGUUUUUCAGUUUUGAAUGAACAUCAGAAAACACAUACUGGUGUGAAAGAGUACAUGUGCUUUGACUGUGAAAAGACUUUUAUUUCAGCAAAGUGUUUAAGACAGCACCAGAGGAUUCACACUGGAGAGAAACCUUACAACUGUUCACACUGUGACAAGCGAUUCAAUCAUUCAUCAAACCUGAAAAGACAUGAGAGAAUCCACACUGGAGAUAAACCCUAUCACUGCACUGAAUGUGGGAAGUGUUUCUAUCGUUCAUCUGGUCUACACAGACAUACAAAAAACAAUCAUGCAAAUUGUUUAAAAGAGCAUGAGAGGAUCCACACUGGAGAGAAACCUUACAAGUGUUCACACUGUGACAAGAGAUUCAGUGUGUUAGGAAAUCUGAAAAGACAUGAGAGGAUCCACACUGGAGAGAAACCUUAUAAGUGUUCACACUGUGACAAGAGAUUCAGUGUGUUAGGAAAUCUGAAAAGACAUGAGAGGAUCCACACCGGAGAGAAACCGUAUCACUGCACUGAAUGUGGGAAGUGUUUCAGUUGUCCAUCUGCUCUACACAUUCAUACAAAAAACAAUCAUAAGUUGAUUGAAGAAAACGAGGAGUAUAAAGAAUCAAGUGAAGUUGAGGAGAAACAUCAUGUCAAAACUGGAGAAAAACUUUUCUUUUUUUGAGAGUUCCUCUCAAACAAAACAGAAAUAUUUAAAGAAAAGAAGAGCCAAGAAAUAUUUCAUCUGCAUUAAGUGUGGAAAGAGUUUGAAAAGCAAUACAAGUCUUGAGCAUCACAUGAGAGUUUAUACUGGAGAGAAAUCAUUCACAUGUGAUCAAUGUCGGAAGAGUUUCACACAAUCAGCAAAUCUAAAGGAACACAUGAAGAUACACACUGGAAAAAGCAACUUUUUUUGUUUGAGUUGAUAAAUCUAAAACUGACACUUUAU